Mesorhabditis spiculigera is the source of this 762-nucleotide messenger RNA. NCBI's taxonomy places the organism in Eukaryota, Metazoa, Nematoda, Chromadorea, Rhabditida, Rhabditidae. The record is from the annotation of a GenBank genome assembly.
AUGUCCUACGUUCACACGGAGGGCCUCUCCGGCGCUGAAUACUUGGCAUCCAUCUACGGCACAGAGAAGGACAAAGUCAACUGCUCCUUCUACUUCAAGAUCGGUGCCUGCCGACACGGCGAUAAAUGCUCCAGGACACAUCACAUCCCGCAGUUCUCCCAGACGAUGGUACUCAAGAAUUUCUACCACAACCCCGUUGUCGACGUCCGUCAAGCGGACGCCUUUGACAAGGUCGGCAAGCGCAAUCAAAUGGAACAGGAGUACUUUGACGAGUUCUACGAGGAGGUGUUCACGGAUAUUGAAGCAAAGUACGGAGAAAUCGAGGAGAUGAACGUGUGCGAAAACAUCGGAGAGCACAUGGUCGGCAAUGUCUACGUGAAGUUCAUGCGUGAGGAGGAUGCCGAAAAAGCGUGCAAGGAUCUCAACGAGAACAGAUGGUUCAACGGCGAGCCCAUCUACGCUGAACUGUCUCCGGUGACGGAUUUCCGUGAAGCUCGUUGCCGUCAGCACGAGGUGACCACGUGCUCAAAAGGAGGCUUCUGCAACUUCAUGCAUCUGAAGGCUAUCAGCUCCGAAGUCGGAAGCAAGCUGUACGGACGUCGUGGACGUUUCGCCGACUCUGCUGGCCACUACCCUUCACGGAGAGAGCGUUUCGACCGGGAACGCGGUGGCGGCGGCGGCGGAUACGGAGGUGGCGGCGGACGAAACGACCGUCGCGACUACGAUCGUGGAGGAGACCGUGGGGAUCGUCGCCGACGUUAU